GAACCUUCCAUUGGGAGGAGAUGAAGAUAUUUGGAAGUUCAAAUUAAACCCCUGAUAACUCUAAUAUUAAGUAAGGCACUGAUAAGAUAAUACUGUACAGGUAUCAAGAAUAAAAUCCUUUUAAACAUUCAACUGUUGAGAAAAACCUCAAGUCACUUCUAGGUCAAAUGAAAAACCCGGGAGCUCUGGAUGGGAUCAAGCCUGUAGAUCCCAGUGACAAGGGCCCUGUGCGGGAAUCCAUCUGGUGGUAACCUCCAGACAGCAGAAUCUUGCUUUAUUAGCUUACACUUUUUACAGUCCUCCAUAAAGCUUUAGACAAUAAUUUUGGGCAAUUAAAGCAACAUCCUUCCAAACACCUUAGUUCUUACAGGCCUGGCUGGACACAGAGAUUAAUCCCUGCCUCAUCACCUCUCAAGGGUACAUGGAUAAUGGGUAAGAUUCAGCUUCUAUGUUUACAGGUGUUUCCAUGAAUUGGAAGUAAAUGGAUAAUAAUUUACCUGUUUAUUAACAGAUCUCUCUGUGUUUAGCACUAAGGACACAAAGACAGCUAUGACAAUAUGUUCUAUAUGGUCCCUACCCCCGAGGAGAUCAGAAGGUGGAAACAGCAAGUAAAUAAAUUACAAGCUAUGCAGUAUGAUGAUGAGGAGGAUGAAAUCCCCCAGAUUUGUGGCAAGAGGCAUGCUGGAUUGUAAUCAGCCAAGAUAUUUGCUGAAGUUUGAACAACUUUACCUCUCCAAGCCUAUAAGAGAUGGUGCUGCUUCACCAGUGUUGCCACGUGAAGCCAGAUUAAGAAAUCUCAUAAAGUCAUUAAAGAAGGUGAAGGAACAACUUCAGAUGCAGCAUCAGAAAACUUUUAUUGGUAAAGUUCCAGUUAUGUUGCAUUCAAUUUACUGUCUACUAAAUGGCUUAGCAGAUCAUGAUCUUUGUGAGUUAAAUGGAUGCCUCUUGGAUCCUGAUGGCUACUUCAUUAUUAAUGGAUCAGAAAAGGUUCUGAUUGCUCAAGAGAAAAUGGCAACAAACACAACCUUUGUGUUUGCCAAAAAGGAUUCUAAAUAUGCCUACACAGGAGAGUGUAGAUCAUGUCUGGAGAAUUCUUUUGACCCACCAUCUGGGUUAGCAUACUGGCAAGAGGAGGACAGCUUUUGAAGAACUCCUAAGAAGUAUGUUCAGUUGUGUUCUGGCACCUCUCCUAGCAGGCACACAGAGAACAUUUGGUACCAGCUCCGUAACUGACCACCCUAAUAAGUUUGCUGGAGAAAGGAAUUUGGAGCUACAUAACAAAAUGAGAGAAGAGGCCCUGAUUCCAUCCUCAGAUAUGUUUGCAGGGUUGGUGAUAUCUGCCCCACCCCCUGCCCCAGCCGAUUCCUGAGGAGCCAAUGCAAGUUCAGGGAUCAGAGAGAACUUCCCCUGAGCCUCAGCUGGAGAAUGCUUUCCCAGCCCUUGGAAUAACAGCAGUAGAGGCCGUGUCCCAAGGUCCACCUACUGCUCCUUGAGGGGGCUCCCGAGACAAGCAUGAUGGAGCUUCAGCUGAGACAGAACUUUGGGCAGCUACAGUCCCCCCAGAAUGGGUCGCUAUUAUCUAGCAGGACAUUCAGAGCCAGCAGAAAGUGAACCCACAGCCCCCACUGAAUGACAUCUACCUCAGUGAUAGGCUUGCCAAGAGAUGCAAGCUCCGGGCUGAUAUACAAAAGCCACUGCAGGAAGACCCUAACUAUGGCACCCCGCGCUUCCCUAAUGCUCACAGGACCUUUGCUGAUGAUCUCUACUCUUUGCUCCAUGGCCCUCCAUCAUCAGGGGACCAUUUUGCCCCUCUUCCUUCACAGAAUUUAGUAUUUAAGAAAUGAAAAGUCAGAUUUUCCUGGCUAAAA
Messenger RNA from Kogia breviceps (pygmy sperm whale), 1868 nucleotides. The record is from RefSeq and is a predicted model, not a curated record. Lineage: Eukaryota; Metazoa; Chordata; Mammalia; Artiodactyla; Physeteridae.